GAAAGCGCCAAUUUAUAAAGUAAGAAGUCAAUUGUUGGUGAUUCUUAAUUUCUUACCAUUUCUAAAUUCCAUGUAAUAGUCAGCAACUAUUUUCUUGUAAUAAAGAAACAGCCUACUUGUUCUUCUUUUUUUCUUUUAAGUAUUCUCCUCCCAAACUUUCAGAUCUAAAUCACCCAAUCAAUCUCUUCUUUGUUUCAGUCUGACAAAUUUCCCAGUUAAAAGGGUCUGAUUUAUUUGUUGAUUUGUAAACAAAUACUGAUAUGGGGUUGGUGGGUGCCCAAGAAAAUGGGAAGGGAGAAGCUGACGUGUCAUUGGGAGGGAAGAACAAGUACAGGAGAAUGAAUUCUGAGCUCACUGAUGAUUUUGACGAUCAGAAUAAUGAACAACAAGAUAGAAGUAAAAGCUGUAGAAAGUAUGUUCUUGCUUGUGCUAUUUUUGCCUCUCUUAAUUCUGUUCUUCUUGGCUAUGAUGUAGGUGUGAUGAGUGGAGCAAUCAUCUUUAUCCAAGAAGAUUUGAAUAUAACCGAGGUGCAAGAAGAAGUUCUUGUCGGUUGUUUGAGUAUUUUAUCUCUUUUCGGUAGUUUAGCCGGAGGAAAAACCUCCGAUGUUAUCGGUAGAAAAUGGACUAUGGGUUUAGCUGCUGUUGUGUUUCAAAGUGGGGCAGCUGUAAUGACAUUUGCUCCUUCAUUUCAAGUGCUGAUAAUAGGGCGGUUUUUAGCAGGAAUUGGGAUAGGGUUUGGAGUGAUGAUUGCCCCUAUUUAUAUUGCUGAGAUAUCGCCGAGUGUUGCUAGAGGAUCACUCACUUCAUUCCCAGAAAUUUUUAUAAAUCUCGGAAUUUUACUUGGUUAUGUUUCGAACUAUGCAUUUUCGAAUCUGUCUGUGCAUACAGGCUGGAGAGUAAUGCUUGCUGUUGGAAUUUUGCCUUCAAUCUUCAUCGGAUUUGCACUUUGCAUAAUCCCCGAGUCACCAAGGUGGCUGGUGAUGCAAGGCAGAGUCGAAGAAGCAAGAAUAGUACUCUUGAAAACAAACGAUAAUGAUAGAGAAGUGGAGGAGAGACUUGAAGAAAUACAAAAAGCUGCAGGAAAUGGUGGUGAUGAUGGUAAGUAUGAAGAGAAACCCGUGUGGCGCGAAAUGCUAAACCCUUCGCCUGCACUAGGCCGUAUGCUUGUUGUUGGUUUUGGAAUUCAGUGCUUCCAACAGAUCACAGGAAUAGACGCCACAGUUUACUACAGCCCGGAAAUCUUCCAAGGAGCCGGAAUUAAGAAUAAAACAACUCUUCUCACAGCAACGGUUGCUGUGGGGAUUUCAAAGACUGCUUUUAUAUUAGUUGCUAUAUUUUUAAUUGACAAGCUUGGAAGAAAGCCAUUGCUUUAUAUAAGUACAAUUGGAAUGACUAUUUGUUUGUUCAGUCUAGGUGCUACACUCACUUUCCUUGGAGAAGGACAGAUGGGGAUUGCUCUGUCGAUUUUAUUCGUUUGUGCGAAUGUAGCUUUCUUUUCAGUGGGAAUCGGUCCAGUUUGUUGGGUUUUGACAUCAGAAAUCUUUCCGUUGAGGCUCCGCGCACAAGCAGCAGCACUUGGGGCGGUGGGAAAUAGGGUGUGCAGUGGAUUGGUUGCAAUGUCAUUCCUAUCCGUUUCGCGUGCAAUUUCCCUGGGCGGAACUUUCUUUAUAUUUUCUGCAAUUUCAGCACUUUCUGUUGUGUUUGUUUACACACUAGUCCCGGAGACGAAAGGAAAGUCAUUGGAACAGAUUGAGGUGUUAUUUCAGAGUAAAUAUGAUUGGCGAGGAGGUGAAGUUGAGCUAGCAGAUGUUGAGCAUCUUGUGCAAAAAGAGUGACCGGAAAGCUUGGCGGAAAGUAGCAGACAACAACUGCAUUUGCAGUUUUGUGUUUGCAGUCGGAUUGUCUGAAGACAGCUUUGUAUGUGUACAUGUAUCCUUACAGGGUUGUUUUCAUGAGAAUUGCAUUAGAGAAGUGUAGAAUGAAAUGUUAGACAGACUGAUUUAUUGUACUAUUAUUUACUGGAAUUUUUCCAUGAUUAUAUUGAAUGAAGCUCCAUACACCAAGAAA
Mercurialis annua (annual mercury) is the source of this 2067-nucleotide messenger RNA. RefSeq names its product probable polyol transporter 4. Gene Ontology annotation, cellular component: membrane. NCBI's taxonomy places the organism in Eukaryota, Viridiplantae, Streptophyta, Magnoliopsida, Malpighiales, Euphorbiaceae. The transcript is spliced from 2 exons. The record is from RefSeq and is a predicted model, not a curated record. The coding region runs from base 261 to 1835 and encodes 524 amino acids. Gene Ontology annotation, biological process: transmembrane transport. Gene Ontology annotation, molecular function: carbohydrate transmembrane transporter activity.